Molecule: messenger RNA, 1530 nt
Organism: Arctia plantaginis
Lineage: Eukaryota; Metazoa; Arthropoda; Insecta; Lepidoptera; Erebidae
Source: the annotation of a GenBank genome assembly
AUGCGACGUUUUGUAGUUCAUGUCCAUAUGAAUAGACAUAAACAUAAUUCUAAAGAUAUGGUGUCAAUGAAGAGUAAACAUAAAGUAUCAUGUUCGACACCAGAACACCAUGCAGAAUCACCAUCAAGAGAUAGUGAUUCAAUAUAUGACUCAGACACAGCCAGUCCUGUGCCAUUCCUUUGCACCCAAGAUGGCGCUGAAGGUGAAACAGAUGUAGUAUGGAACUUUUAUACACCAAAAGCGAAGGAGACUGCUUAUUCACGUACUAAAAAUUCUACACCUGUCAGCCGAAGACCAAAACGUUCAUUAAAACCUAAAUUAAUAGAAAAACAGUUACCAAAACGAAGGCCAGUUAGAUUACCUCAAAAAAAGACUGAGUUAUUCCAAGAACUGAUAGAAUUAAAUCAAAAUUUAGAAGAGUUAAUGGCCAAAAAGUCUCAAAAUAACUGUCCAGAGAAACUAAAUUCAGGAAGUGAAGAUGAUGUGUUCAAUGAUUCUCCAGAAUUUUCUCCCAAAAGUAGACUAAGGAGUAAUUCUCUAUGUUUAAGAAGAAACGUGUUAAGUUCCAACUUUGUCAAGCCAGACACAGAUGCAGCUUUAGAAUCAGAUGAUUCUAUUAAUGAAUGUCUAAUAAAAGCUAGUCAAAUAGUAGAAGAAAAUAUCAUAAAUGAACCAAUUGCAAAAAGACCAUGCUUAAAUUCAAAGUUAAACAACAAAACGCUAAAAUCUGACUUCAAUUUGAAAAUGAACCAAGAUUCAAUGGAUGCAAUAUUAAAUAGUAUAAAAUUGGAAUCACCUGUUGUUAAUAAAGUGAAAAAGAAAUUUGAUUCGCCCAAGUUAAAUAAUGAUUCAUUUGAUAGUUUAAUUGGUAAUUUAAAUGAUAGCGCACUGGAAAAAUUGACUCAGGCACCAGCUAAAACAGAUACAAUGACAAUAGACACUAAACUCAAUGUAUCCAGGGACAGCAAUAGUUGGACUAUAAAAGAGUUGAUUGUGCAUGACGAUAAUAGUCCAUCUUCAAAGUCCUUUUUUGGACGUCAUAAUUCAAUGCCAAUAUCUCCCAUAGUAACAAAUACAAAUUUACCUUCAACUAGUGGCAUGGUAUUUGGAAGAUACAAUUCAAUGCCGUUUGGAAAAGAUGCUAAUGCAGAAACAGCAGGCGGUGAUUCUCCUAUAAGAUGCACACAGGAAGAAAUAAAGAAAAAACACCAGCUUGCUAGAGAAAAACUGUUGGCUAAAAGGCUUCUACCAUUCACAGCAUCACAGAAGAUAGUUCCCUCUACUCUAACCUCACAACCAGAUAUUUCUAAGAAAAUAGAUGAACCCUCAAAAAGCAAAGAAAUAGCUGUUGCUAGAAAAUUCCAACUCAGAGUCCCCAGUACUGUUACAAGGUCUCAAAAGCCACCUAUUGAAAUUACCCAAGAGAAAACGAAUCAUAAUGGUUCAGACAUAAAGUCUAUUAUUGAAAAGAAAAGACAGGAAGCUUUAAUGAAGUUAAGGCGCCGACAAGUUCAGAGCAAAAUGAUAUAA